AUCUUUUUAUUGUAUGUUGAUGCGCAGAGGCAUUCAGUAAAGUAACUUACUAAAAAACAAUAGUUCUCGUUGAAAGACGUUUUCUACAAUCGACUUUUCUCGCCAUUUUAGUGCCGCAAGUUUCACCCCUUCAGUAUUUUUCUUCCUUUUAGUUUGCUUUUAAAUUUUGCUCUUAUAAUCUGAAACAAAAUGGCUCUAGACGGUAGCGCUAAAUGUAUCAAACUUCUUCUUUUCGCUUUCAACGUCGUAUUUUUUAUUAUGGGCAUUGCAUUGAUCGUUCUGGGAGCUGUCGUUAAGAGUACAUAUGGAAGUGUUUUCACCAUAACGAAUAAUGCGUUGACAAGUGCUCCAGUUAUUGUAAUCAUAAUUGGAUGUAUCAUCUUCCUCAUUGCUUUCUUUGGCUGCUUUGGAGCUAUCCGAGAGAGCUACUGCAUGAUUACUACUUUCUCCAUUUUCAUGGGAAUAAUCCUUAUCAUGGAAAUUGUUGCCGCUAUCUUAGGCUAUGUCUAUCGCGCGGAUGUCAAGAAAGUACUGGGUAGCUCUUUUGAUAAGGCGUUACACAAUUAUAACAAUCACAAUACUUCGGCAACCGCCAAGGCUUUCGACUUUUUGCAGAGAACCGUCAAAUGUUGUGGAUCUAAUAACUAUACUGACUGGUUCGAUGCGCGUUUUGACGGUAAUGCGAUCAGCGUUCCAGAUAGUUGUUGUAAGACAAUGUCCGCAGGCUGUGGAUAUGAUAUUGGACAAAAUCCCAACUUAAACAAUAUCAUCUAUUCUAUGGGUUGCGUUAACAAACUGAGCCAGGACGUUACAAACAAUCUCGGCAUAAUCGGAGGCGUUGCAAUUGGUAUUGCUUGCAUACAGAUUAUCGGUAUCGUCUUCGCUUGUUGCUUAAUGCGUAGUAUUCGAUCUGGCUAUGAACAAGUUUAAUUUCAAUGCAAUAUUUGCUUUAUGACAGAAGCGUUGUCUUCUGUUAUUAUAUUUGAUAUAUACUUAGCAUUAAAAAUUAAUAAUGCUGUAGCUAGUAUGCUUUGUCUAGUAUGAAUAAAAUGCUUAAUUAUACUUAUUUAGCCUUAUUUGGUACUACUGGAUUUAUAUAUUGUUAGAAACGAUACGAAAUGUCUCUCAAUCACGAAAGAUUCUGUGUAUACAUUUAUCUUUGUAUUUUCUAAUGACUCUAAUUGUAUUAGCCUUUCUAAUUGAAGUGGUACUACCUUUAUUUGUAAUCUACAGGACUCUGAUAUGCUAGCAUUAUUGUAGAAUAUCGUAUAUAUUAAAAU
Messenger RNA from Trichoplax adhaerens, 1280 nucleotides. RefSeq lists its product as hypothetical. NCBI's taxonomy places the organism in Eukaryota, Metazoa, Placozoa, Uniplacotomia, Trichoplacea, Trichoplacidae. The transcript has 7 exons. The record is from RefSeq and is a predicted model, not a curated record. Gene Ontology annotation, cellular component: membrane. The coding region runs from base 190 to 930 and encodes 246 amino acids.